Halichondria panicea is the source of this 4875-nucleotide messenger RNA. Its product is annotated as hepatocyte growth factor receptor-like. Lineage: Eukaryota; Metazoa; Porifera; Demospongiae; Suberitida; Halichondriidae. Bases 162 to 4709 code for a protein of 1515 amino acids. Gene Ontology annotation, biological process: nervous system development; cell migration; protein phosphorylation. The record is from RefSeq and is a predicted model, not a curated record. The transcript is spliced from 29 exons. Gene Ontology annotation, molecular function: transmembrane receptor protein tyrosine kinase activity; ATP binding. Gene Ontology annotation, cellular component: signaling receptor complex; plasma membrane.
UGAGUGAACACUGAACAAAGCCAAUCCCAGAUAAGAAUUUUAUGACACCGCCUAUAUAAACCGCAAUGUGAUAGACAGAUUCCAAAUGAAUCAAAGAAUCAAGAACUGAUCUGAAUGCUAUGCAGCUAUAAGACUUACAGAUUAUAUACCUGCACAAGAGAAUGAGGAUUAAUCAGUCAUCAGUCUCCAAGAUGCUGCUGUUUGCCAUCUGUAUGCUGGUAUUAAGCUCUACACAUGCACAAGUUGCUGUGUUCAGUUUCCAACAAGGAACGUACUCCACAAACGAGUCGGAUUCCGAAGCGUUUGUUGUUCAAGUGUCGUUGGAGUAUGGUGUCCUCAACAGAACUGUUGAAUUGCAGCUGUUAAGUCGGAGUGGAUCUGCAAUAGAGAAUCUAGACUACAUUGGUAUCAACCAGACAGUCGUGUUCAGUCCCGAUGGUCCCUCUUCGGUUCCGGUAUCAAUAACAAUUUUGCCAGAUGAUCUAGUUGAGAGAGAUGAGACAUUUUCCAUCGGCUUGACAACCUCCCAAAAAGACGGUGCCAGUGGGAACAUUGUCAUUGGAAGAGACGUGGCUCAGAUCACCAUCGAUGACUUAGAUACUGCUGUGAUUGAGAUAGUAGGUAUGAACGAUGUGGUUCGAGAGGGGGAGGGCAAUGCUCGGUUCAAUAUCAGACUGCUCUCUGGUGAACUAGGGAUACCAGUGGAUCUAGUGUACUCUACUUACAACAUUAACGCUACAGGUGGAGAAGAUUAUGUGGCUGUAUUAAAUGAGCCAGCCACACUUUCUUCACUAUCACCAAGCUUCGAAGGACUCAUUGUAGUCAAUGACGAUAGAGUGUUUGAGGGUGAAAUAAAUGAGAGGUUUGGAGUGCAGCUGUCUCUGUUGUCUGGAGUUCCUGACAGAGUCAUCAUCGAAACAUCUGUUCUGGAAAUUCAGAUUGAAGACAAUGAACCAAAACCAGUUCCAACUUGUGGACAGUUACCUGAGCUUGUCAAUGGAGCUCUAUCUUUAUCCAGUGGUGUCAAUGAAGGAAGUGUGGCAACGUACACCUGUGACACAGGGUUCAAUCUGAUUGGAUCAGCCACUCGUACUUGUACCAGUGAUGAAGGAUGGACUCCAGCAGUACCAGUCUGUCUCAGAAUAAUCGACUGUGGUCGCCUCCUAUCACCCUCCAAUGGCAAUGUGGCAACACCCUCUGGCACCACAGUCGGUAAUGUGGCCCUCUACUCAUGUGAUAAUGGACUGCUUUUAACCGGCCCUUCUGUUCGGGUCUGUGGAAACAAUGAACUGUGGACUCCAGACGCACCCACCUGCGAAGAGUAUCCGAUUGUUUUUUGCCCCGACACGAACGGUAUAGUGAUAUUACCGACGGUAGUUGCACCUAUUAACUGCAUUGAGGGAGAUUUGCGGCUUGUGAAUGGUGAAAAUGAGCUGGAAGGUCGUGUGGAGGUAUGCUUUUAUGGAAUAUGGGGAACGGUUUGUGACGAUUCUUGGGACAUUCCGGAUGCUACAGUUGUGUGCAACCAGUUGGGUCACUCUGUUGAAGGUGCCGAAGCAUUUGGCCGAGCCAUGUUCGGGGAGGGGGAGGGGUUUAUCCUACUGAACGGUGUGAAUUGCACCGGGAAUGAGGAGAGACUGGAAAACUGCGGUAGUAGCGACUACGUGGCCCACAACUGUACUCAUGGUGAAGAUGCUGGAGUGAGGUGUAUGGCACUCAGAGGCCUGGUUGUUACUCAACCAGUGAGGUUGCCCCUGGACCUUCGACUGAUCACCGAGAACCUCAUCGCCCCUACAGAUGACUUCGAGUACUUAUGUCUUGUGAAUGGAGUUAAUCUGACAGCUCAGUAUGAGAACGAGAACACCAUCCUGUGUAUAGUGGGCAGUGGGAAUCUCACACUUUCUGCUGGGGUUGGUAGUUCCCUCGCGGUUGUCAUGGUUGUCAUGGUGAUCUGGCCUGUGAAUAAUGUCAACAACACACUCAGCAGCACUGUGCCACUAACUGAAGUGACGUUGUAUGAUUGUCGUAAUUUGGCCAGUGGAUGUUUAGAAUGUAUUGCGGCCGGAAUUGGACUAGAGUUCCCAUGUGGGUGGUGUGGGGGUAGUUGUGAAGUCAUGCAAGAGUGCUCUAAUAGUUUCAUUACUGAGGGGGACAAUUGUCCUGCCCCUGUCAUCAACUCAUUCACUCCAAUGUCUGGACCAGUUCAGGGUGGUACAGAAAUCACUGUGAACGGCACUGAUCUCGGAGUAACCUUCGCCGACAUUCAGAGCUCCAAUCUUACAUUAGGGGGUGUGACCUGCUCUCCUAUCAACACUGGCUACAAGAUAGGGUGCCAAUUUGUCUGUAUGACCACCAAUUUAAGAACUGAAGGGCCCAAAAACUUCUCUCUAACGAUUGGCUCUAGAGAAGCCAUCGUAAACGCUGGCUCGUUUACUGCAGUGUAUCCUACUGUCAAUAGUGUAACGCCGACUUUUGGACCUAUGGCCGGGGGGACCAUAGUGGCUGUGAGUGGGACUGGACUGGACGUGGGUAACCAGGAGGACACAAGAGUCUCUCUAAACAUCAGUGGGUCAAGCUAUGUCUGCAAUGUAUUGUUACGAUCUAUCCAGUCUCAUGAGAUUCGUUGCACUACCACAGAAGCAAACUUCACCUCUAAUGCAAUGCUGGUGGUGAGCAUUGAUGCUGCCACAAUCAGCAAUCCUGGACUAGUCUUCAGUUAUCUUGACAACCCCAAUGUGAUUAAUGUAUUUCCUAGCAACACGAUUUCCAGCGGAGGCAUCAUGCUAACCUUUACUGGACUGAACUUUGAUGUGGUACAACAGCCUGUGUUAGAGGUCUACCAGCCAUUUGAGGCUCCUCUGAGGAGCAACUGUAGUCUUGGAAAUGGUACCAUCUGCAGCGCUGUGAACAUUACCACUAUCACAUGCUCCACUCCCAACGUGUCAGGGAUCUCCCUGAACUACGCUCUAUUGUUUGAUGAUGUUCCACCCACCACACAAGCGUGCUUUCCCAUCAGUGUCCAAUCAGAUCCCUCCAACUUCAGACUGGAGACCUCUGAAGAGGUCAUCACUGGCACAGUGAACUUCCUACGUAUUGUGGGUGAUAAUCUUGACUCAGUGGAGACCAGUGAGAUACGAGUGACCGUGGGAGGGGAAGAGUGUGUCCUAACACCCAGUGAGAGAAGGAGUGUCAUCAUCUGUACUGCCCCCUUCAAGCCUCCAGGAGGGGGAAACACAUCCAUCAUAAAUGUGACCGUUGGAAGCAACAUCGCUCAAGAACUGCAUAAGCGACUGACUUACAAAGUUCCUGUGGCAGCGGUAAUUCUUCCUGUGACUGAUAGAGUUCCUCUGCAGGAGAUUAUUAUCUCAUUAAGUGCAAUCAUCUUUUUACUGGUCGUGUGUGUACUGAUAGUUUUCAUCUGCUUGUAUCUAAACUACCGAAAAAAGAAGUCAGUGUCAAUUAAAAUGCACCAACAAAACAUGGAGCUCGUGGCUACUGGGAGAUAUCAAGAGAUAGUGGAUGGCAAUACUGCACUCGUUAAAUCAGAACUCAAUAAGAUUGCUGAGUCCAUCCCAGACUCAUUCAAAAUACCAUCCUCAACAUUGAAGCUCUCCAGUAAUACAAUUGGACAAGGUGAAUUUGGCAUUGUGUACAAGGGCGUCCUGAUAGACUGGAACAAUGUACCUAUGCAGGGAGUGGCCGUGAAGACAUUAAAAGGCCUGUUCUCGUUGUCGGAUGUUCAGAGCAUGGUGUGUGAGGUGAAUAAGAUGCAAGACCUCCACCAUCCUCACGUUAUGUCCUUGAUCGGGGUCUGCCUCGAUGCUGGCCCCGGUAUUGCCAUAGUGAUGCCAUAUAUGGCAAACGGGAGCCUCUUCGACUACCUCAAGAAAGAGAGGGACAUCCUUGAGCUGGACGAUGACUGUGAGAUUGAUCAGAUUCUGGCAGUGAGGAAACUGCUAUUAAAAAUGUGCCAUCAAAUUGCACUGGGAAUGGCCUACUUGGCCGAGCAGAAGUUUGUCCAUCGAGAUCUUGCAGCCAGAAACUGCAUGCUGGACUCGGGAGGGGGUAUCAGGGUGGGGGACUUUGGUCUGGCUGAGGACAUCUAUGCUAGCGGCUACUUCAGACAAAACAACCGAGCCAAUGUGAAGGUCCCCUACAAAUGGAUGGCCUUGGAAAGUCUCAACGAUGCCAUCUUCACAGAGAAAACUGAUGUGUGGUCGUAUGGUGUGACUGUGUGGGAGAUAUUCAAUGGAGGACGGUGCCCCUACCCUGCCGUAGACCCACUGUCCCUCAUCCAGCUGCUGGAGGAAGGGAGGAGACUCGAGAGAUCUCUAAACGCAGCCUGUGCCACUGAGAUUUAUGUUGUGAUGCGUAAGUGUUGGAGGGAGGACCCAGAGGAGAGGCCAACCUUUUCACAACUGUCCUCCAUUGUGGAGAGGCUACUGACAGCCAUCGCUGACUAUACUGAGCUCGGUAUGGUUCUAGUAGACACUAGUCAAGAGGAAGAGCAGCUCAUCCCUCAUCACUAUGGUAACCUUCCGUCAGCUGACCCUCUAACAACUGAGAAGAGUGCCUACUGCCUCGGGGAGGACAGUCAAGAGAAAGAGAAGCUCAAUAAUGUGCCCACGAUGAUGCCCACUGGUGAAGUCCCUCAUCACUAUGAUGACCUUCCAUCAGUAACUGAGAACAGUGUUGUGGGAAAGAAAUGACUAUACCGUGACAACAGACAAUUAAAUUACUGGCUGUCCUUAUUGCAAGUGUUUCAAAUUAAAUGAAAGCACAGCGGGUGCUGAUGCCAAAGCUACAUAACAUAAAACUACUAAUAGCUAGCUUUUAUACACUUAUAAUUAUCAUGAUGAACAUUUUUAAUUUUGC